CUCAUUUCUGUACGCCAGGCACUGCCCCUGGGCUUUCUGUCCUGCCCCAGAGAAGCAGCACCAACAUAUUUAAAUCACCGUGGCGUUAAAUACGUUUUAAUAUCUGAUAGGGCCAGUUUCUGCGCAUUGCACAUUUUUUUUUCCCUUUCAGGAACGUGUUCGGGCCCGCGGCAGGGGGCGUGGUCGCGCCUCCUCCGCAGCUCCGGUUCCAGCCCAGCCUCACGGACUCCGAGAUGGAAAUCCCGAGGCCGCUCCCAGCUCACGGGACGCCACAGGGCGGCGGCGGCUGCGGCGCUAGCUCCGCGGGCGGCGUCCGGGUCCACCGAAGCCCCGACCUGUCGGCCGCCCAGACCCCGGCACGCCGCCUCCUGCUGCUCCGGGGCCCCCAAGAUGGCGGGCCCGGGCGGCGGCGCGAAGAGGCCCGCACGGCCUCACGGGGCCUGGGCUCGAGCCUGUUGGCGCCGAGGCCCGAUCACGUCGGCGGCGGCGGCGGCGGCGAGGACUUCUUCCUGGUUCUGCUCGACCCGGUGGGUGGCGACGUGGAGACCGCGGGCGCGGGUCAGGCCGCAGGGCCCGUGUGGAGGGAGGCGGCCGAGGUGGGCCCGGGGCCACAACGGGGCGAGAGCGGCGCGAGCCCUUCGGCCAGGCCCGUGCUGGGUGUCCGCUGCCUGUCGGCCACCCCCGCCCGGCCCCCGACCCCCGCCGCCGGCUCAGGCCCCGCGGCGGCCUUCGCGGGCACCAUCACUAUCCACAACCAGGACCUGCUGUUGCGCUUCGAGAACGGCGUCCUCACCCUGGCCACGCCCCCGCUGCCGGCUUGGGAGCCAGGGGUCGCGCCCGCCCCGCAGCCCGCAGAGCUGAUGGCCCCGCAAGCCGGGCUCCCGCACUCCACGCACUCCACGCAGCCUGGCGACUGCCCCGAGCUGCCGCCAGACCUGCUGCUGGCCGAGCCGGCGGAGCCUGCGCCUGCCCCGGCGCCCGAGGAGGAGGCGGAGAGCCAGGCCGCUGCGCAGAGCCCCCGAGGGACGCUGGGCCCAAGCCCGGGCAUGGUGCUGUACCUGUGCCCCGAGGCACAAUGUGGACAGACUUUCGCCAAGAAGCACCAGCUGAAGGUGCACCUGCUGACGCACAGCAGCAGCCAGGGCCAGAGGCCCUUCAAGUGUCCCUUGGGUGGCUGCGGCUGGACCUUCACCACCUCCUACAAGCUCAAGAGGCACCUGCAGUCUCACGACAAACUGCGUCCCUUCGGCUGCCCAGCGGAGGGCUGUGGCAAGAGCUUCACCACCGUGUACAACCUCAAGGCGCACAUGAAGGGCCAUGAGCAGGAGAACUCUUUCAAAUGCGAAGUGUGUGAGGAGAGCUUCCCCACCCAGGCCAAGCUCAGCGCCCAUCAGCGCAGCCACUUCGAGCCAGAGAGGCCCUACCAGUGUGCCUUUUCCGGCUGCAAGAAGACCUUCAUCACAGUGAGUGCCCUGUUCUCCCAUAACCGCGCCCAUUUCAGGGAGCAGGAACUCUUUUCCUGCUCUUUUCCUGGCUGCAGCAAACAGUACGACAAGGCCUGUAGGCUCAAGAUUCACCUGCGCAGCCACACGGGUGAGAGGCCCUUCCUCUGCGACUUUGAUGGCUGUGGCUGGAACUUCACCAGCAUGUCCAAACUCUUAAGGCACAAAAGGAAGCACGAUGAUGACCGGAGGUUCACGUGCCCCGUGGAAGGCUGUGGGAAAUCCUUCACCAGGGCCGAGCAUCUGAAAGGCCACAGCAUAACCCACCUGGGCACAAAACCUUUCGUGUGCCCUGUGGAAGGCUGCUGUGCCCGGUUCUCUGCCCGAAGCAGUCUCUACAUUCACUCCAAGAAACACCUGCAGGAUGUGGACACCUGGAAGAGCCGUUGUCCAGUGUCCACCUGCAAUAAGCUCUUCACCUCCAAGCACAGCAUGAAGACACACAUGGCCAAAAGGCAUAACCUUGGCCAGGAUCUCCUGGCUCAGCUGGAAGCCACAGAUUCUCUUACGCCCAGCAGCGAGCUCACCAGCCAGGGACAGAAUGAUCUCAGUGAUGCGGAGAUAGUGUCUCUCUUCUCCGACGCGCCUGGCAACAGUUCUGCCACGGUGCUGGACACGGCCUUAGUGAAUUCCGGAAUCUUGACCAUCGAUGUGGCCUCUGUGAGCUCCUCUCUGGCGGGGAGUCUCCCUGCCAACACCACUAACUCCUUGGGGCAGGCUGUGGACCCUCGUGCUUUGAUGGCCACCAGUGACCUUCCUCAAAGUCUGGAUACCUCUCUCUUUUUUGGAACAACGGCAGCCAGCUUUCAGCAGAGCUCCUUGGAUACCGAUGAUGUUGUCUCGAGUGCUGCUGCCGGGCCCUUGGGAUCCCUGGGCUCGUUGGCUAUGAAAACCUGCAGCCCGGAGCCCCAGGCCUUGACACCCAGCAGUAAGUUAACAGUGGACACAGAAGCUCUCACUCCUUCCAGCACCCUUUGUGAAAACAGUGUCUCGGAACUGCUGGCACCAACCAAAGCAGAUUGGAAUGUACAUCCUGACUCUGACUUCUUUGGACAGGAGGGACAAGCCCAAUUUGGAUUCUCCAACCCAGCAGGAAGCCAUGGUUCUCGAAAAGAAACAGAUCUUGCCACGGUGACUGGAAGCUCAUUUCUGGUAUGAAACAAGUGUGGCUUGCAUUUAUUACACCCCGUUCUGAGGAUGUCCUGGACUAAUUGUUUAAAUACUGUCCUUUUCUUUUGGAUUUGCAGUUGAACACGGCCCUGGACUACUAGUUUGGGGAUUUAAAUGCCGACCGUGAGUCUGGAACCAACAAGUUGUGUGAUCCUGAGCAAGCCACUUAACCUGUCUGAUCCUUCAGUUACGUAUUUAAAUGUAUUGUGGUUUGAAUUGGCUGUAUAUUCCGUUCCUUUUUUUCAUGAAUCUGUUGUAUUUCUGAAAAAACUUGAGCAUUUUUUUUACAGUGAUCAUUUAUUUUAAGUACUUCUAUUGUGAUGAUAAAUACGUCAACCCUUUGAGCAUUAAAUGGUGUUAGAUCUAGAAACUGUUGUUUUAUUAACUUGAAAAUGUAAUGGGAUUAGUACACAGUGCCAAAAUAAUUAAUCUUGUACUGGAUAUUAAUAGAGAAAUACUAAAGUAUUUUUGAUUCCUACUUUUUUUUUCAUUUUUUCCUACUCUGGCAUACUCAUAAAUUUAUCUGUUUUUAU
This is a messenger RNA of Ochotona princeps (American pika), 3205 nucleotides long. RefSeq names its product zinc finger X-linked protein ZXDB-like. Gene Ontology annotation, biological process: regulation of transcription by RNA polymerase II. Gene Ontology annotation, cellular component: nucleus. The record is from RefSeq and is a predicted model, not a curated record. Bases 234 to 2660 code for a protein of 808 amino acids. Gene Ontology annotation, molecular function: transcription coregulator activity. The transcript has a single exon. NCBI's taxonomy places the organism in Eukaryota, Metazoa, Chordata, Mammalia, Lagomorpha, Ochotonidae.